CUCGCAUUCCCACUCUAGUACAAUGUCAAUGGUACUCUGAAUCGAGCAUCAAAGGGUAGAUUGUAGUGUAGCCCUGCAUUGUAAUACAAAAAGGAGCCUCCAGAAGGUAAUUUAGGUGAUGACUAGUUAUACGACAACCAUGGAAGGGUGUGCACCACAGCCUCUAUCAAGACCAAAUAGUAUCGAUGACAGGAGGACCUGUUGGGUUUGCUUUGCCACGAUAGAAGAUGACCGGUCAGCGGAGUGGGUCAGGCCGUGCCGCUGCCGAGGAACAACAAAGUGGGUCCAUCAGAUGUGUUUGCAACGCUGGAUCGAUGAGAAACAGCGCGGUAACAGCAUGGCCAAGGUCAUGUGUCCCCAGUGCAAUGCAGAGUACUCCAUCACAUACCCUGAACUUGGUCCCAUUGUAUACAUCUUAGACUUGGUGGACAGGUUCAUUUACAAGGUUUGCCCGUUUGCAGCGGGAGGCAUCGUUGUAGGAUCGGUCUACUGGACGGCCGUUACCUACGGCGCUGUCACCGUCAUGCAAGUCCUCGGCCACAAAGAGGGACUGGAUGUGAUGGAACGGGCGGACCCCCUCUUCCUCCUCAUCGGCUUACCCACAAUUCCCGUCAUGCUCAUCCUGGGUAAGAUGGUUCGAUGGGAGGACUAUGUCCUGCGGCUUUGGCGGAAGCACUCGCCCAAGCUGCCCUUCUGGAAUUACCUGUUCCCAGAAGAAAGCAUCAAGACGCCGAUUGUUCCAAGAGUCCCAACGGAGCCUCAGCCGAUCUCCGAUCCCAUCUCGGCGACAAGAGUCCUCUGCGGUGCUCUCAUCUUUCCAACUAUCGCUACCAUGUGCGGAAAGCUUAUGUUUAGCUCAUUAACGUCUAAUCUGCAGAGAACGAUAUUGGGCGGAAUAGCGUUUGUCGCGAUCAAGGGUGCUCUCAAAGUAUUCUACAAACAGCAACAGUAUCUGCGCCAGGUUCAUCGCAAGGUCCAAGAUUUCCCAGAGGAAAGCCGGUAGCCUUCAGCCAUCAAAUGCCCUAUCCCCCUUUCUCUCCUCUCAUUGUGAUCUUCAGAUCUUCACUCUUCAUGUUAAGGUGGUACAGACUUGAGUCAUGGUUAAUCUCUCCUACAUGUGAUUUCUGUGCAGAUAUAUAUGUACCACUGAAUUUCUUCUGUUUGUAUUCCGGCUCCACUAUUCACGAGUAGAGUGUCAUUUUGGAGUAUGAAAUGAAUGCAGUGAAGCUACAGCCCUGCAGUGAUAAGUUUUCAAAGAGCUAAAGCUAUGUAACAUCUAAGAAAAUGUGAAAUUCUGACAGCAACCCUGUAAAUUGCAUGAUGUGUACAACCAGAAGAAUACAUCCAUGGUCUGCUUUGAUGAAGAGGAGUGCCGAUUCUCAGACGAAAUUCUGAAUUCCGGCCUUGGCAUGGUGGAAAAUUGAUUUUCAGGUCAUGAGCUUUGAAUCGGCUUCUUGUGUUCAAAACAGCUAAUAUCUGAGUGAUUUUCAGAAACUAAAUGAAUUCUUGCUCUGGCAUGCCAGGAUGAAGUAAUACUGAUAUGUAGUUUUUCUGUAGAAGAUUUGCAUGAACUUGGUAAAAGGGCCGUUCCAAUGAUCUGAAAGCCUGGUCCAUCCCAAUCAUUAGAUUGGCGGAGUGCUGGUUUUAGGAAUCGGUUGAAAUCAGGAGCAGUGCAGUAAGAGCAUUGUGAGGACAGGCCAACAGCAAGGGCCCAUUUCAUAAAGAACUUGCAACUGUUUUAACUUUGCCACUAUGGCAACUACUAUCAUGGUAGCAGAACUCAUCAACCAAUCAUAAUCAAGGUUUCCAUAGGAGUUGCCGAAAUGGCAAAUUUACAACAGUUGCAAGUCCUUUAUGAAACGGGCCCCAGGUGUUUAAUUCAGAUCGAGAAGAUUGGCAUGAAAUUUUGAACUCUUUCAAAAUUUCAUGCCAAUCUUCCCGAUCGGGUAGCACCCAUUUUGAAUGGUGGGAAAAUGGAGUGUUAAUGACAUGUGGACCUAUCUAAGUGGUCUUUCCAGAUGUACUAAAGGCAGCACCUGGAUUUAAAGUGAACAAGACUAACUUUAUCCCUAGGAACUUUCUUUCACCCUCUGAGAAUGUUCAAAGGCACAUUUUCUUUCUCCCGAUCUUGCCCAUUCUGUAGACUUGCCAAAUAAGAGCAAGGUCUGCAAAGUGGAGCACGGGAAGGAUAUGGUACUAAUGACUCCCGUGGGAACUCGGCAGGACAGCGUUUUGCUGGUAUAUGCCAAGCUGGUGUAUAAACAAUUACCUAGGAAACAUUUUUACGUCUGGGUUAAUCAGUCAGUGUUUGACCUUAUGUAGACGACAGAUAUUACUCUCUGGUCUUUGUAUCAAAGUGGAGAUAAUGGCAGAGUGGGGAUUCGAACUCGCAACAUUGCGAUUAGGAGUCCAAUGCUCUAACCACUGGACCACGCGACCCAUAGGAUAUUGCCACAGUGUGAAGAAAAAGAAAAUAAUGUGAAGUUUUCAUUUUCUGUCUUUGGUCCCAGGGUAUGUCUGAUCCAUACAUGCGUAGAGUGCUAUUUAGGAUUGCUCCGUUCUUAUUCGAGUAUAAAGAUCUUCAAUGCCACCAUUGCCGAUGCAUAGCGUUAUCGGUUAGGCAAUUGAAUCUUGGCAUUUUUCGUAAUCACAAGAUUGAGGACCAUACUUUAUUUACUAGAUGAAGUCCCAUGAUUUCUUUACCAACAGAGCAUCAAGAAUAUUGAAAUAUGUACAAAGAGAUGAUUGAGCUUGCAGAAAUAUUCAUAAUAUGCAUUGAAAAUUGUGUUUGUGUACAGUACCUGCUUGUCGGGGUGUAAAGAAUUGAUGAUAAUGUAAAUUAUUUAUAAUUUUCUAGAAUGUAUAUAUACAGCAUACCGUCUUAUGGGAUAAAUAGCACAGCAAGAAUUUAGUGGAAACAUGAAUGAGCAAUGGAGCUAUGUAGAUCGUACGGUCAGGACUAGUCUGACUUAGAUUGGAUAAUGGGUUAUUUUGAGUUUUACUCAAGGCCGUGAUUUUUUCAACCACACUUUGUGCAUUUCAAUCUGAAUUGGAAAGGGUGUUUAUUAAAAACCACAUGGCAGCCCAAAGCUGGAUUGGGUGGAAUUUACAUCACAUGAUAAAUUAAAAUGGAAAAUAUGCUUAUAAAAAUCACAUCUUCAAAUCAUGAUCAAAGAUUGAUAAACAAUGAUAGGAAAGAGAAAUAGAUUAGAAAAAACUUUAAAGCUAAAUUACAGCAGUUGCAUUAAAACGCAGAUUUCGUGAGAAAGUCUGUAAAACCAAGGUUAAGUAUUACUAUAUCAUUGUUGAUCUAGAUCUGGUACAGUUACAUAAACUGCGUUUUGUGAAAUCAUAAAAUCUAAGCUGAAAAACAACCACACUGAACAUCGCCAACACAGGUAGGCACACGUGGGACAGUGUAUAUUAUAUUGCUGGAAUAAAGACCUGACGGAAGUACCCGAAUCCGUGCUUAUUUUGCUUAUUUCUCAGCAAUU
Molecule: messenger RNA, 3494 nt
Organism: Lytechinus variegatus (green sea urchin)
Lineage: Eukaryota; Metazoa; Echinodermata; Echinoidea; Temnopleuroida; Toxopneustidae
Gene: marchf5
Product: E3 ubiquitin-protein ligase MARCHF5-like
Exons: 5
Coding region: 119-1003 (294 amino acids)
Molecular function (GO): zinc ion binding
Source: RefSeq, a predicted model, not a curated record